This is a messenger RNA of Chlamydomonas reinhardtii, 2258 nucleotides long. RefSeq lists its product as uncharacterized. The transcript has 8 exons. The record is from RefSeq and is a predicted model, not a curated record. Lineage: Eukaryota; Viridiplantae; Chlorophyta; Chlorophyceae; Chlamydomonadales; Chlamydomonadaceae. Gene Ontology annotation, biological process: iron-sulfur cluster assembly. Bases 452 to 1852 code for a protein of 466 amino acids. Gene Ontology annotation, cellular component: cytosolic [4Fe-4S] assembly targeting complex. Gene Ontology annotation, molecular function: protein binding.
GUUGAAUUUCCGCAGUGAUCCGCUGCACAUCCGCGGCGCUGGGACCGCCCGCCCCUGCGGCACCCGGCACCGCGGUGCCCGCCGAGAAUCCCACCGCCUGCAUAGCCGCAGCGCCUACAUUUUCCAGCGCGUUUCGCAUUGCUGCACGCAGGCCAACCCGCCCCGGGCUGUCCGGCGCUCCUGCCGCCGACGCAUCCAUGCGUCCGCCUGUGAACUGCCCACAACUCUCCGACGACCUAUGCUACUGAAUUACGCAUACGUUUGCUAAUUACAUGCGACAAAUGCGACGGGACAUUAGAGACAUUAGACGGGCGUGCUUGCAUGGAUAAUUCGGCAAUUUCCCGGAAAUUGCCCAUUUUCCAGCGGCGACCGAGUGACAUAUACACACAAAUUGCAAGUGGCGUUCCAGGCCGCGGCGUUAAUAUUGCAUCUUAUCUUGCGCACCUACAUAAUGGAUCCAUUUACCCUUGAGCCGAUAGGUGCAUUGAGCGGUCAUGACGACCGCGUUUGGAACGUAGCGUGGUCGCCUCAAGGCGACAUGCUGGCGAGCUGCAGCGGCGACAAGACAGUGCGCAUCUGGAGCCGCCGCCAGCCACGCCCCUCGGAGCAGGUCCCCUCAUCGGCAUCCGCUGUACCGCAGCCCCCGCAGCCCCCGCAGCCCCCGCAGUCGCAACCAGCACAACACCAGCAACAGCAGCUACCACCAACUCAGCAGCAGCAGCAGUGGUACUGCUCGGCGAUACUGGACCAGUGCCAUACGCGGACCAUCCGCUCAGUGGCGUGGAGUCCCACAGGGAGGGCUCUGGCCACAGCCAGCUUUGAUGCAACGGUGGCGGUGUGGGAGCUGAGCAGUGGCGUGUGGGAGCAGGUGGCGGAACUGGAGGGCCACGAGAAUGAGGUCAAGUGUGUGGCCUGGAACCCGGACGGCCGGCUUAUAGCCACAUGCGGCCGCGACAGGUCCGUAUGGAUUUGGGAGUCCAUGCCGGGCCGGGAGUUCGAGUGCGUGGAUGUAAAGCAGGGCCACAGCCAGGAUGUCAAGGCGGUGACGUGGCACCCCAGUGGCGAGCUGCUGGUGAGCGCGGGCUACGACGACACCAUCAAGCUGUGGACCUACGACGGCGACGAGUGGGGCUGCGCGCAGACACUUGGAGGCACCGGCACGGGCCACGAGUCCACGGUGUGGGACGUGUGCUGGGACCCGGUCUCCCGCGCCCGCCUCGCCUCCUGCUCUGACGACCUCACGCUCCGCCUGUGGGAGAGCCGCGCCGCGCCCACCUCCACGCCCGCCUCGGCUCCGGCUGGAGCUGCAGCGGCGGUGGUCCCUGAGGGGACGGUGGGGGGCGCGGGCGGCCCACAGGGUUUCGUGCCGUCCAGGCCCGAUCUGCGCUGCGCCGUGACGCUGUCGGGCCACCACCGCCGCACCGUGUUCAGUCUGGACUGGGCGCCAACAGGGCUCAUCGCGACAGGAGAUGGCGACGACAGCAUUCUGGUGUUUGGCGAGGGCGACCCCGACAUGGCCCAACUGCUACUGCGCCGCCGGGAGCAGCAGCAGCAGCAGCAGCAGCGGCAGCCGGCAGUAGCAGCUGCUACGACGUCGGACGGCGAUGCUGCAAUGUCAGAAGCUCCGGCGCCGGAGGGGCAGACGGCGGUGCAGGCAGGGGCGGAAGGCGUGGAGGCGGAGGAGGAGGCAUCGGGGCUGCUGACACAGCCUGGGGGUCAGUGGGGUUGCUGGGCGCGUGUGGCCAAGGCACACGGCGCGGAUGUUAACUGCGUGCGGUGGAACCCGGCCGAGCCCCGACUGCUGGCGUCGUGCUCCGAUGAUGGGCUCAUCCGGCUGUGGUGGUUGCGGUGACUGGCAAGGGGGAGGGCUGCGCCGGUUGAGUUGUAGGGUAUGGCAGAGACGGAGAGCAUGCCGGACUGCCGGCGUCGGAUGGGGGGUGGGGCUUGAAGCGAGAGAGUAGAUGGUUAGGGUCGUGGCCAGGUGGUUGGUUAGGGUCGUGGGCUGCUGUGCCCGUGGCCUGCUGCGUGGGUUGCUGUGAGGAAGAGGGGAGAUUGAGCAGAAGGCCAAAGCAUGGAGCACUGUGUGGAGAUGACGUGCAUCGAGAGGACCUCGAGGCAGUGUAUGGAGGUCGGCAGGCCGGGCGGGGCUGAUGGGAUCGAGCCACGGUGCCGCGGGUGGAAUGGUACCUGGCACUGGCGGUGGGUUCUGCAAUACUUUUGCAUAUGUACCACUGUGAGCCCUGUAUACCUAUUAGUAC